Messenger RNA from Diuraphis noxia (Russian wheat aphid), 3423 nucleotides. Its product is annotated as A disintegrin and metalloproteinase with thrombospondin motifs adt-2-like. Gene Ontology annotation, molecular function: metalloendopeptidase activity. Lineage: Eukaryota; Metazoa; Arthropoda; Insecta; Hemiptera; Aphididae. Gene Ontology annotation, cellular component: extracellular matrix. The record is from RefSeq and is a predicted model, not a curated record. Gene Ontology annotation, biological process: extracellular matrix organization; proteolysis.
CAAACCGCGUCCGGACUUCAAACCAUCAUGAAUACCUCCACCGCCGUUGUGUUCGCGUUCUGCUGCGGUUCACUGUUUCAGUUGAUACAAGUCUGUUCGUUUAUGCAUCUGGGUGAUAUUUACCAAGACUUACACGAUGCGAUGACGGUAGACGAGCUGAAUUAUUAUUUCGGAGUGUCCUAUCCGGCGGAUGUACCCGAGUACGAGGUGGUCACAUUGUCCGAUCCAGCAGACCGACCGGAUUGCACGUUUUUCAUUUUUGGCAGAUUGGUGAAGUUGUUCUUGGAACCCAACGAACGUUUGAUCAGCGAAGAUUUUGUGUGGCAAAUACGAGGUGAUUCGGAGUCGGUGACGUAUGAAAAAAAGUCACCGAGACGAUGUCAUUACAUGCACCGGAUAAGUCAUACCGGGGACGGUGACGUGACCGCAGCAUUUACUUACUGUCCGGGAAGCUCCAAAAACGGUAUUGUGUUUCUAUCAGAUAUCACAUACGAAUUGCAGUCUGUUAAUGCCGGGCUUUGUCGGUAUCGGUGUGACGAUGAUAGUGAAAAUGCAUUUAUUUUGAAACGAGCUCCGACAGUAAAUCACACGUGGACCGAUGGAUUCAAUGUAUUGCGAAGACCCGGCGAAAACUAUGCUUUCAUGUCACCAGACCUUUUUGUAGAGGACACAAAAUACGAUGAGGAUGGAAUGGAGGCGGUGACAAUGGCAACAACGAUGCCCAUAUUGGAGACGGCGCUCUAUUUUGACGAAGCUGCGUACAAAACAUUUUCGGAGUACUUUAAACACGACGACGAACACCUUGUCGACAUGAUUUUAGCAUACGUUAAUGCUGUUCAAGUGCUAUACCACCAUCCAAGCUUGGGACAAAAAAUCGAAAUCGUUUUGGUGAAACUGGAAAUGUUCAAAAAACAACCAGACGACUUACCACAUUAUGGCGGUGAGAGAAGUUCGUUGUUGGAUUCGUUUUGCGCGUUCAAUAAGAAAUAUCGAAAACAAGAACAAUGGGAUAUUGGACUAUAUAUUUCAGGUUUAGACUUUUAUUCGAUGGAAAACGGACACUGGAGUGGCUCCACCAUGGGUCUGGCGACCGUGGGUGGUGUCUGUUCGGAGAAGUAUUCAUGUAUUAUCGCUGAGUUCGGUUCUACAGAUGCGCUUGGAAAACCGUACCCGUCAGCGGGCUUUACUUCCGUAUACAUACUGGCGCACGAAAUAGGCCACAGUUUAGGUAUGCAUCACGACGGCAAUACGAAUAAUUGUCCGAAAGAAGGGUUCAUAAUGUCACCAUCGAGAGGGAUUACCGGAGAAUUGUUAUGGUCAGAAUGCAGUGCUCGUGUCGCAACAAACCUCAACAAUCUUGAAUGUCUCUUCAAGCAGUCCAGUAGCCGGCAUUCAACCAUGGUCCAAAAGUUAGAUCACAAUAAAUUCGCCGACAAGCCUGGCCAAGCGUGGGACGCGAAAAAACAAUGCGAACUGCUGUUAUUAGACAACGAAGCCCGAGUAAUGAGCACCGAAACAAAUUUGGACUCGUCGCGCCAGGAACCAGAAGAUAUAUGUGAAAAUUUACAAUGUGAAACACCAAACCAACCUGGAUAUUAUUUUGCCGGGCCAGCAUUAGAAGGAACCACGUGUGGGCCCAGCUCGUGGUGUGAGGCGGGAAAAUGCGUUAAAGGCAAACCGAAAAAACCGAAAAAGAUCAUAAAAGGUGGAUGGAGUCAGUGGAAGGUGCACGAAUGUACGUCGGGGUGUAUACAUAAGUCAAAAGGUUUCAGGUCCAGGACGAGAAUGUGCAACAAUCCGAAACCGAUAAACACGAACGAGGGAUGCGAGGGACCCAGACACGAAGCCGUUCUCUGCAAAGACGACAAGACGUGCCAGAAAUCUAAAAAAAUAACGGCUGCGGAAUACGCGACGAACAAGUGCAAGGAAUUGGCCUCCAUACUGCCAUCGUUAGACAAAGAGUAUUCGGGUCUGCAGGCGCCUCAUGAAGACGCCCGCCCGUGGAUGGGAUGUUCGGUGUUCUGUCGGCGCAAAGAUACCGGGUCGUUCUACACUCCCAGGUUGGAUGUGUCAAACUUACCGGUCGAUCCGUACUUCCCUGACGGAACUUGGUGUCACUCUGCGGACAACGAUAACUAUUACUGUCUGAAUCAUGUCUGCACGUCCGAGAACGAUUUGAAGCGGUCAGGCAAGAGUUCGGUCGAUUCGGGCGGCGACUUCCCGAUGAUCAGCCAAAAUGCACGACCGCCAGGACCGUACGUCGUACCGGAAGUCCUGUUGCGUUACUUAAGCGUGGGCGCUGACGGCACGCCUUUGCUAACCACAAUCACGCCGGACAUGGUCGAUCAAACCGAUUACGGCGAUUGGUCGAGUGAUGACUACGUUGACAUGCCAGAUAGACCUUUUCAAUAGCGCUUGGAAUAUGCCGUUAACAUGCGAUGAGGCCGUGACUAUGUCAACAUCGCAGAUGUCCAGUUUCAAAGGCAUUUAUCUAAUUUACGGAUCAGCCGUAUACGCAGUAUAACAAUAAUAAUGAUAAUACUUAAUAAUAUUUAAUAUUGAUUGAAGUUUUCAAAAUCAACUUACACUUUAAUCCGAACAAUAUUAUAAUAUUAUGUUUAACCGGUUACAUAACUAUUACUUUUGUAUAUACCUACCGUAGUUUCAAUUCAGUAGACUUUUGUGAUUUUUAAAAACUACUUCGAUGAAAAAUAUAUUUUAUUUCGUAAACCGACAACAGCAAUAAUGUAGAUGGUUAAAUGCAUCACUCUGUAUAUGGAUACGUAUCACUUAGUUUUUUUUUAAUAUGACUUCAUUUGAUCGAUAUUUCUUUACGUCGUGUCGAGUCAUUUUGGUAUCACGUGGUUUUAAAUUGAUAAUUUUUUGUUUAUACAUAUACAUUACAAGGUUGUGUUAUUAGAAACCGAUUUUUGGCUUUUGAUAGGACGUCUGUGAAAGCAUUUAACAGAUUAUAUAAUUAUAUUUUAACUAAAACAUUUUGUAUUUUACGUUCGUUUAUCGGAAGCGAACAACAAUGAUAUUAUGUACAAGUCCAACAAUAUCUACCCAAUUAUAAUAAUAUAUUGUCUUUUAUCCCAAUAUUUGUUGUGUAGCUAUGUUUUAUACUCAUAUAAUAUUAUUAUUAUUGUUAUUAUCAAGCGCUCGCUAUUAUUGUGUGCGGCAACUAAUGAAUUAAACCUAUUAAGCCCAAAAAUGCGUUGAUCGACGUUCUAAUCAGUAAAGUUUUAUAUUAUUUAACCUUUUUUUUCUUUUUAUUUUUUUAAAACUCUUUUUGUUUCGUUACAUUGUGUUCGGGAUAACAAUGGUUUUCAGUAAACAGUAUAUACGCGCCUGACGUACCCGGAAUAAAUAAGAUUUUAUAUAAUAAUGGGAUAUCAUUAUUCAUUUUAACAGUGUUGUAUA